Girardinichthys multiradiatus is the source of this 547-nucleotide messenger RNA. RefSeq names its product ribosomal protein L22 (gene rpl22). Gene Ontology annotation, biological process: cytoplasmic translation. NCBI's taxonomy places the organism in Eukaryota, Metazoa, Chordata, Actinopteri, Cyprinodontiformes, Goodeidae. The transcript has 4 exons. The coding region runs from base 113 to 505 and encodes 130 amino acids. Gene Ontology annotation, molecular function: structural constituent of ribosome; RNA binding. The record is from RefSeq and is a predicted model, not a curated record. Gene Ontology annotation, cellular component: ribosome.
GUAAGAAGUUUACUUAAUCAACUCCAGAUCGCUCGAGCCGAUCGAUUCAGCAGGCAGGUAUUUUACUUCCUGUGCAGCCUGAGCUCCUUCCUUUUAGCUCAGCGCGUCAGCCAUGGCUCCAAUAAAGAAGCUGGUGGUCAAGAAACAAGGUGGGAAGAGAAAAAAGCAGAUCCUGAAGUUCACUCUGGACUGCACUCAUCCUGUGGAGGAUGGCAUCAUGGACGCUGCCAACUUUGAACAGUUCCUGCAGGAGCGCAUUAAGGUGAAUGGAAAAGCUGGAAACCUGGGUGGUGGAGUGGUCUCCAUUGAAAGGAGCAAGAGUAAAAUUGCAGUGAACUCAGAGGUUCCUUUCUCAAAGAGGUACUUGAAAUAUCUCACCAAGAAGUAUCUGAAAAAGAACAACCUCAGAGAUUGGUUGCGGGUUGUGGCAAACACCAAGGAGAGCUACGAGCUGCGCUACUUCCAGAUCAAUCAGGACGAGGAAGAGGAGGAGGAAGAAGAUUAAACCAAAUGUCAUUAUUAAUAAAACGUCACUAGACAAAAUAAA